Molecule: messenger RNA, 2357 nt
Organism: Amphibalanus amphitrite
Lineage: Eukaryota; Metazoa; Arthropoda; Thecostraca; Balanomorpha; Balanidae
Exons: 2
Coding region: 1-993 (330 amino acids)
Source: RefSeq, a predicted model, not a curated record
AUGGCGCUGUCAGCUCUGCCAGCGGGGUCUCUGAGCUCUGGUAUCUCGACUGGGUGGACUCCGUGGUCCGCCAGCCACCAGCUCACUGCCAGGUCAGGGCAGGUCAGGUCAGGGCGGUAUAGUGACCUGGCACUGGGUCAGCUGCCAGCCGGGGAGUCCUGGGAACCCUCCCGCCGCCCCAGGUCGUUCGCCGCGGGCCGCCGGCCGCUGGUCGGUGUCCGCCGUCCCGUGGUGUCCCGGCGCCGUGGCCACGGCCCGCCGACAGCCGCGCCCCAGCCGCCCACCCCUACUACCAGCGCAGCGCCCCCGGUCGUCUGGUUUCCCGACCUCAGUGACGAGUGCGAGCCACCGGCCAAGUCCUCCAGCAGCUUCAACGCCUUCGGAUUCCUCGCCUUCGUGCUGUCAGCGGUCAACCUGGUCAGUCUGCUCUCGUCGAACGUCAACAACAACAUCAACAACAAUAAUAACAACAACAAUAACAACGACAAUAACGACAUUAACACCAACGAAGACAAUGCCAACACCAACCAGAACGUGUUGAACCAGGUGAUGAUCGCACCCGGACGCCGUCGCCGCGAGGCAGCUCUCAAAGACAACUCCACCCAAACCUGGCGCGCAAAGACCUCUGGUUUCUCAGGAGAUCAAGUCAAACCGAUCUCUGGAUCGGAGGUAGACGAAGUCACCACCCAGUCGGACCCGAAGGAAGCCACUCUUCUCGUGGUGUACUCCGUGCUGGUGGCGUGGAGUGAGGCGGUGGUUACCGCUGACCGCUGCUGUGCUCUCAGGGCUGUCUGCGAGGCCGGGGACCAGGGCAGAGCGCUCGGCCGGUUGGGUCAAACGCUGGUGGACGUGUUCAGUGCUGCUCUGGCCGAGGUACUUCAAUGGGAGACACCCGGCACCAGCCUGGAGGACGUCCUUCAGGCGGCAGCGGCCGGCGACUGUGACACCGCCUACCCGUGCUCGCACCGCUGCAUAGGGGGGAAGGCAGGCUGACGGACUGCGCUCGGUCGCCAUAGGGGGAAGGCUAGCUGAAUGGCUGCAGAGUGCAGACAGACGACGGAAGUACGGUGACUGCAGGGGUGAGAACCGGCCAUUGAGGCAAGGAGUUACUAGCAGCGACAUCUUCUUCAAGCUCCACUCUGCCGCGACGGCAGAGACAUCUCCACUAGUGAAUCUCUGUGGGCCACGGACUGACUGACAUGCACCUUAUCGUAACCUGCCUGCAGUCUCUGCUGCUGUUGCCGCUGCUGCCCAAAGCGGUUCUGUGUGCGAGGUCGUCCGUGGUUACCCAGUCACCGCUGGCCCCGCUGGAGGGCGAGAGGCGUCCCUAUGCUCCGGUCCCUCCGGCUGCCGUGGUCGUUGAGGACGCCGCCCUCUCUCGGGCCGCUCGCUCGGCGCCCUCCACCUCCUCUCGACCUCCGCUGGUCUACUUCCCCGACGGAGAGGAGAAGGAGUGUCAGGACGCCUCGGCAGGCUACGGCUUCAACGUGUUCAGCUUCCUCACAUUUGUCCUGUCCGUCUACAACCUCGUCGGCAUUCUAUCCAACAACGUCAAUAACAAUAACAACGCCAACAAUAAUAACAACAACGACAAUAAUAACAACGACAACAAUAUAAACGUGGCCGACACGAACAACAAUUUGAACCAAGACAACAUGGUCAACAUCAUGCCGGCAGGACGUCGGAGGAGAAACGUCGAGGGCUCUCGGACCUUCACCAUCGCAGGCGAGGACAUGGCACAUUUGAUCGAAAAUGACGAUGCUGCCGUGGUCAUUUUGGACUGGCUUUCUGCCCUGAUGCCCCUAAACUCAGACCCGCUGUCUGCAGCUGUUACACUUGGACAGCUCGGGUCGGCCGUGCAAUCUGAAACGAGACGGUAAUUAUAUUUCAGCCAGCUGCUUUUGUCAAAUGUGUCGACCAGCCAGCGGCCAAUCUAUUUUUAGCGAUAAGUCCCUUUUGUCACAAAUGUUGCAAUGUCUCCAAAAUCCGAUUUAAAGCUGCUCACAUAUUAUGCUAUGUUAUGUUAUGUUUUGUUAUGUUAUAGGUCUUAGAUAAAUUCAUUUUGUCAAAGGAUGAUGCAACUUUUUUAACGCCAAACAAUGACAUAUUUUGACCAACAUAAGAACAUCGUAUGCAUUACAAUCACUCACAACAAAACGUGAGCAGCGAUACCGAAGCAAUGGCUUUGAAUUCAACGCUGAUAUUUACCCUAGAUUUAUCCACCAUAUGACAUGCAGUACACGUACGUACCGUUUCCACGACAAAUCUAUCUUUCAAUCGCUAAAAUCAGCAUGUUUUAUUUUGCGUAACCUGUGAUCAACGGUCAUGCAGAGAUCAUUAAAAGUUUCUUUGCUGUA